GCUGAAUGCUGAAGGGGACCGUGAGGGGAAAGACAACUCACGCGCGCAGAAGGUGUUCCACUCUACAUACAUGCCGGAUCCCCAUUUUUUGAUAGAAGAUCCACUUUAUUUUCUCCUUCUCGGGCUUCGACAUUCUUCUUUUAUUUACUUUCGGCUCAUUGUUCCCUCCCUAUAUUUCCCUCAGUCGUCCUUCUCUCAACUUGCGCCUUAUACAGCGAAAGCACCUCUGAGCAGACUGUUCUCAACGAAAGCCGAACGAGGCAUUGGCUCCUGUCUUGACCUUCCAAGGCUGCAAACUUAGGUUGCUUAGCAGCACCACAGAGCGAUACCGGACGUAUAACCGUUAUCAGUCAUCCGGAGUUCUGGUGUUCACGCGAAUAUCCUACCUUCAAUACAAAGAAUCACCCAUUCAAGCCUCACGAGAUACUGAAUCGCUAGACGCCACGAGUACAAACUCCUCGAUUGAAAGUCGAGAUGGUUUACGUGCGACAGGAGAAGCUACCGAACUUGCGGGAAUACAAGUACUCGGCCGUCGACCACUCUUUGACGUCCAAAUACAUCCUCAAGCCAUUUUACACCAAUGUUGUCAUCAAGCUCUUCCCUAUGAGCAUGGCUCCCAACCUGAUCACGCUCACGGGUUUCAUGUUCGUUGUCGGCAACUUCCUCACUUUGCUAUGGUACAACCCUACCCUCGACCAGGAUUGCCCACCUUGGGUCUACUACAGUUGGGCUGCCGGUCUGUUCCUCUACCAGACCUUUGAUGCGGUUGAUGGCACCCAAGCUCGUCGUACUCGUCAGUCCGGACCUCUUGGCGAGCUCUUCGAUCAUGGCGUCGACGCCCUCAACACCUCGCUCGAAUGCCUUAUCUUCGCCGCCUCUCAGAACAUGGGCCAGAGUUGGUACACCGUCGCGACCGUCUUUGCCUCCCUUCUCACUUUCUACGUCCAAACCUGGGAUGAGUACCACACCAAGACGCUCACCCUCGGCAUCGUCAACGGACCCGUUGAGGGUAUCCUGAUCCUCGUGGGCGUUUACACCCUGACCGGUUACCUCGGCGGCGCCUCUUUCUGGCAACAGGGCAUGCUCUCCACCCUUGGCGUUCCCCAGACCCUCACUUUCGGCACCACCGCCUUGACUCUCCCCAGCUUUCUUUACAAUUUCUCCUUUACCGAAUGGUACAUGGUCCAGGGCACCGUAGUGCUCGUCUACAACACGGUCGAAUCCGCUCGCAACGUAAUACGCGCCCGCCGCGCCCGCGGCGACCGCUCGCGCUACGCCCUCGUCGGUCUCCUCCCCUUCUUUGCCACCUGGGCGCUCGUGGUCGCCUAUUUGUUCCUGCAGCCCAACAUUCUGCAUGGCCACCUGGUGCCCUUCGUGCUCUUCGCGGGAAUCGUUAACGCCUACAGCGUCGGAAAGAUGAUUACAGCCCAUCUCGUCAAGCUCGACUUCCCCUACUGGAACGUCAUGGUGAUCCCUCUCGGCCUGGGCGUCUUUGACUCCCUCGGCCCCGUCAUCCACAGAUAUGCACCCGACGGCCUCAAGAACCUCGGGUGGCCCUCAGCUCUUGGCGACGGCGUCUACCAGGUUGCCUACAUGUUCUGCAUGCUUGGAAUGGCGGUCGGCGUGUACGGCAGCUUCGUGGUGGACGUCAUUGUUACCAUCUGCGAUUACUUGGACAUUUGGUGCUUGACUAUCAAAUACCCCUAUGUGGAGGGUCAAGACGAUCCCAAGGUGUCUAAACAGGUUGUGGGAAGCAAAGACGAGCUCAAGGAGAAGAGGGGCUAAUAACUGUGCCGGUCUCUUCUUACUGUGGUUAGAGGUGACAGGAUGAAGAAUGGAAGCGGACAAGUUAAGAGGGGGACAAUUGAUGGACGGCAGGCAGUGCGGGGUCCCGAAGUGAUAAGGACAUAGCCAACUCGCGAUGAGCGAGGGCGCGCGGAGAAGAUGGAUGGAAGCAG
Messenger RNA from Neurospora hispaniola, 1958 nucleotides. Its product is annotated as CDP-alcohol phosphatidyltransferase-domain-containing protein. Gene Ontology annotation, cellular component: membrane. Lineage: Eukaryota; Fungi; Ascomycota; Sordariomycetes; Sordariales; Sordariaceae. Gene Ontology annotation, molecular function: phosphotransferase activity, for other substituted phosphate groups. The transcript has 2 exons. Gene Ontology annotation, biological process: phospholipid biosynthetic process. The coding region runs from base 475 to 1785 and encodes 436 amino acids. The record is from RefSeq and is a predicted model, not a curated record.